UAUUUUUGGAAUAUGAUCACUUGAAUACCUGUGAAAUUUUAUUGCUAUUUCCUUAUAUGUGUGCAUAUGUUGUUUUCAAUCGAGAGUUUUGAUAAAUCGUAGGAUGUUAUCGUAUACACAUUGUUAUUUCUGUUUCUUAAGGUAUGUGUUUAGUAAUGAGGCACUUCAUGGGCAAACUAUUUGGUGCGGUUGAAUAGUUUUCAUCUUCCUUUCCCCAACAACGUUAUAGUUCCAUUAGUUAUUACAUAAUUUGUAGUACAGAUAUGUGAAUAAAAACAUAGAUAUCUGGGAUACUUAAGACUGGAGCGAUGAAUUCACCCAAUGAGGGAACACCGCUGAUACGACUUGCUCAAAAUGAUGAGGGAUCGUCAUUGUCGCGGAUUUUCAGAUGGACUCCUGUGGAAUUGCUUGUUGUUUUACAUACAGUAACCAUUGUGGCACUGGGGACAGUACAAACUUUCUACGUCAUCGAUGAGACGGCUAAAAAGCAUGGUCAGAAACACAUUGUACGACAUGCCGAAAACUCCUGCUACCCUGGAAAUAUCACAAACACGUCUCACAUUAACGAUACAAGUAGCAUUAUUCAAAAGGAGUCUGCUGAAAUAAUCAUGUAUUUAGGAUUUUGUUCAACAUUCGCUUCUGUAAUUCCAAUAUUCUUGCUCGGUUAUCUCUCGGAUUUCUUUGGGCGGAGGGUGAUGUACAUCACAUCUAUUUGUGGAACUGUUUUUAAAGAACUAAUCUUGUUGUUAACAGUUUUACUACGGCUACCCAUCUGGGUAUUGUACAUAGGACAGAUAGGCUUUGCAUUUACUGGUACAUUUAGUGGCUCAAUGGUUCAAAUUUUUGCAACUGUUUCUGACAUUACUCCGCCAGGAAAAAAGCGGGCUUUCCGCAUAACUGUAGUCCAGGCAACCGGAAUGUUGACAGCGGCAGUAACAAAUUAUGGUAUGGGAUACUGGAUACUAACCGAAAGAUUCCGAGAACCAAUAACUAUGAGUUUAGCUAUAUCUAUGUUGACGAUAUUUCUAAGUAUAUUCAUUCUUCGAAAACCUACGGAGCACGAUUCUCAACCAAAGAGCCUUCUUGGUCCAUUGAAAUUAUAUAUAAGAGACACACCACAGCACAGAAGGCAAAAGCUAUUACUGUGUUUGCUCGUGUUUUUGUUGUCCUCGUCCUGUCUACAAGGAAAACUCGAAUAUCAGACUUUGUUCCUUAUGCAUCAACCUAUCUGUUGGAAUGCAUUCAAUAUUCAGGUGAUGCAUGCUAUUCAAACGCUGGUUAAUACAGUAUGUGUUGUCGGCAUUGUUCGACUGUUCCUUAAAUUUACAGAAGAUGUUAUGGUACUCUUGAUUGCCUCAAUAUCUGGUAUUGCGUCUAUGUUAAUAUUGGGGUUUUCUGUGACCAGUUGGAUGGUGUAUUUACAUGUUAUUUUUGGUUUUGUUUCUAUUUCCAUUUUUCCGGUAAUGCGUGCCAUGAUGUCAAGGGUAGUUGAUCCUCAAGAGCAAGGAUUUUUGUUUGCAAGUAUUGCUGGUUUGGAUGAGUUACAAGCAGCAUUAACCGGGGUUGUAUAUGGUAAAAUGUAUACGGCGUCUGUUGAUUGGUUUCCUGGAUUCAUAUUUCUCAUAAUGGCGGCAGUGUUUUCCGUAGCGCUUGCUGGUUCUAUAAUACUUUAUAAAUGGCUGAAAGGAGAUAGGCCCGAUAGAAUUUGAAAUAAACCAAAAUGGUGGAAUUAUGUCGUAAAAAUGGCAAUUUAUUAUCCGAAACAUUUUUUUACCCUAUGCUUUUGUUACAUUUUAUAUUGUUUAUUUGUAAUAACAUGAAUCUUUUGUUAAUGUGUGGUUUCAUUUUCAUAUGUUUAUCUUUUUUUUGCAACAUUUUGUCCUUAAUAAUUUGUUCCAACAUGAAUUCUUCUUGUAUGUGUAUUUUCCACAUUAUUUAAUCAUAAUAUUAUAUACAUGUAGUAACUUUUUU
Messenger RNA from Mytilus trossulus (common blue mussel), 1971 nucleotides. Its product is annotated as proton-coupled folate transporter-like. The transcript is spliced from 5 exons. Gene Ontology annotation, biological process: transmembrane transport. Gene Ontology annotation, molecular function: transmembrane transporter activity. Bases 309 to 1709 code for a protein of 466 amino acids. The record is from RefSeq and is a predicted model, not a curated record. Lineage: Eukaryota; Metazoa; Mollusca; Bivalvia; Mytilida; Mytilidae. Gene Ontology annotation, cellular component: membrane.